Molecule: messenger RNA, 774 nt
Organism: Gastrolobium bilobum
Lineage: Eukaryota; Viridiplantae; Streptophyta; Magnoliopsida; Fabales; Fabaceae
Product: transcription initiation factor IIA subunit 2-like
Exons: 4
Coding region: 135-455 (106 amino acids)
Biological process (GO): RNA polymerase II preinitiation complex assembly; transcription initiation at RNA polymerase II promoter
Cellular component (GO): transcription factor TFIIA complex
Molecular function (GO): TBP-class protein binding; RNA polymerase II general transcription initiation factor activity
Source: RefSeq, a predicted model, not a curated record
AUUUUUACGCUCGCAAACGCUAUCGAGCCAAACCCAAACGUUCACUGAGAAGCGCCAGCAGAAGAAGAAAGGGAAAAAAGCAACUCUUAAGUCUCAAACGUCGCCACCAGUUUCAUCGCGUUUCGCAAGCUAGCAUGGCGACGUUCGAACUGUACCGGAGGUCGACGACCGGAAUGUGCCUCACGGAGACUUUGGAUGAGAUGGUUCAGAACGGCACUCUCAGCCCCGAGCAUGCUAUUCAGGUUCUCGUCCAGUUCGAUAAGUCUAUGACUGAGGCUCUGGAAACGCAAGUUAAGAGCAAGUUCUCCAUUAAGGGACAUCUCCAUACAUACAGAUUUUGUGACAAUGUUUGGACCUUUAUCUUACAAAAUGCUUUAUUUAAGAAUGAAGAUAGCCAAGAGAAUGUUGGACGGGUUAAGAUAGUGGCUUGUGACUCGAAGUUGCUCACACAGUAAUAUGCCCAAUUUGUGCUACAUUGCCAACAUGGAGAAAUUGUUGUCAUUUGCUGGUGCUAUUGAAAUGGUGGUCAGAUCAUGGUGAUGGAUGGUCUUAAGGAACUAGCAACUAUAGUAUGUAUAGAUUUAAAAGCCAUCAACCUUCCAUGUCAUUAGGUAAUGAAUUAUACAUUGAGAAUACCGCUUGGGAAUUGGAUGAAUCUCCUCGCUUUUAACUGUAUUCUGUUCUAUUCUUCCAUGAGUACCAGUAAAGAAUUUUUCCUGGUCAAAUUACUAUGGUUGACAGGUUAGUUGCCCUCACAGCACAGCUAAGCAAUAU